Messenger RNA from Menidia menidia (Atlantic silverside), 336 nucleotides. Lineage: Eukaryota; Metazoa; Chordata; Actinopteri; Atheriniformes; Atherinopsidae. The record is from the annotation of a GenBank genome assembly.
AUGGCACAGCUGUUGGACGGGGCCGGCAAACUGGGCUGGAUUCUCCUCAAGUCUGUGCUCCGCUUCGUGUUUAUGUUCUUCAACAACUGUGUGGCCAUCCCGUCCUACUGCCUCUACCUGCUGCUGCUCCAGCCCCUGAGAGUAUGGGACAGCUCCGCUUUCUGGCACAUCGAGGGAGUCAUGUUCAAAUGGCUGCUGGCCAUGGUGUCUUCGUGGGGCUGGAUAGCAGGUUACACAGGUGAGAUGCUCUCCGCCGUUCACUCGCGCUGCUUUGGGUCCUGCCCCUGCGUGCAGAGGAGUAUUUGCAUGUUGGAGUCGGUGGCGAAGGACUACUGA